CCGCGAAGAAGCUGCCAUCCUUGCAUCUUCCUAUACUUGCACAUUUUUUAUAUGUACUUUCAAAACAAAAAGCAAAAAAAACAAACGCCAGUAAUUGAACUAAGUGAUAGAAGAGUGAACGUGUUGUGUUUGAAUUUUUCAAUUGUGUUUGAGCUUUCGAAGUGGACUUUGUCCUAACGUGAAUGGCUAGAAUAAAAACACGAAUUUAUAAUUCGUUGAAAGAUUUCAAUUCAGUCAUCCUAUCCUGCAGAAAAACUUUCAUCAUGCAAGCUAAUCCAGUUCAACAACAAGAUAAAAUUGAUAACGUAAGCAAAGUAAAAAUCCUCACACCUCAACUGAGAGAUAUUUUAGCUAGUACACUGAGAACAGCUGCUCAAACAAUCCAAGCCAACAACUUGAUAGACUCGGGAUCUUUAAAAGCGAACGAUGCUCAGAUACCUCGUCUUGAUAAAUCUAUCGAAGAAUUCUUUGCUAUUUGCGAUCAAAUUGAAUACAAUUUGAAAACAGCUAUGGAAUGCUAUCAACAGAGUGCUAGUAAUCAGCGGUAUUUGCCUCUGCCGGUGGCGCCCAAUAGGAUUGAACCGCAUCCUCAAGACAAUAACGCAUUAUCGUAUCCUCAAUAUGUAACUUCUAUACGUUCUCAGAUUUCAUACCUAAAAGAAGUUCAUGACUUACUUUUGAAUGCUUCCCAAAAUAUCGGUCCUAACGAAUAGGAUGAAAUUUCUUCGAGGUUGAUUAUCUCUACACCGACCGUACUUCUGUGAUAUUUACUGCAUGAUAAGGGGUUCAUUGUAAUUAUUUUUUAUACAUAUUCUGUGCGUUUUAAUUCGUUAUUGCUCAUUAUUUCGAAAUAAACAUGAGAAAAAUAAAAAA
Planococcus citri (citrus mealybug) is the source of this 873-nucleotide messenger RNA. RefSeq names its product mediator of RNA polymerase II transcription subunit 29-like. Gene Ontology annotation, biological process: regulation of transcription by RNA polymerase II. Gene Ontology annotation, molecular function: transcription factor binding; transcription coregulator activity. The transcript is spliced from 5 exons. The record is from RefSeq and is a predicted model, not a curated record. Bases 183 to 713 code for a protein of 176 amino acids. Gene Ontology annotation, cellular component: mediator complex. NCBI's taxonomy places the organism in Eukaryota, Metazoa, Arthropoda, Insecta, Hemiptera, Pseudococcidae.